Messenger RNA from Alosa sapidissima (American shad), 2725 nucleotides. RefSeq names its product tubulin folding cofactor E (gene tbce). The record is from RefSeq and is a predicted model, not a curated record. The transcript has 17 exons. Lineage: Eukaryota; Metazoa; Chordata; Actinopteri; Clupeiformes; Clupeidae. The coding region runs from base 402 to 2000 and encodes 532 amino acids. Gene Ontology annotation, molecular function: protein binding.
UAGUGGACAACUAAGACUUGUAUGUAUGUUUCAAGACAAUGACUGCAAGGGUGUGUUGAGUUAGCAACCAUAGACUGUAUUCUAUGUUAGCAACAAUCAAAUGGGAUAACAGAUUAAUCAACAUAAUUGAAUGCCUUACUCUGUGCAUAAUCACAAUAUCACAAACAUCGUUCGUGGGUGUCACGCGGCUAUAUUGUUAUAGCGUUGAUCAUGUUUCAGUUAAUGUCCUGUGAUUAUAGGCAACUAUAGACAGAAUCUGAAUAUUGCAUAGGCCUAUUGACAAAUGAAGCUUGUUUCUAUUACAGAAAAUAAGGCCUACCCUGCACCAGCGUCUCUCCAUUUAUUCACCAAAUGUCAGGAUGAUUUUAUGGACUUAGGUUCUGAAAAGGAAAGCAGAUCCUAUGCGAGUCAAGGACGGGGAACAGCCUGCCAUGGAAGAGGGGGUUCCCUCCGAUGCUGUCGGCAGACGAAUAAGCUGUGACGGGGAGCGGGCCACCGUGCGCUUUGUUGGCACGGUGCCUCCAACCAAAGGCGUGUGGCUUGGUGUGGAGUGGGACAAUCCAGAGAGAGGCAAACAUGAUGGCUCCCACGAGGGGGUCCAUUAUUUUACCUGCAGACACCCCACGGGUGGCUCGUUCGUGCGUCCCAAGAAGGCCAGCUUCGGGGUGGACUUCCUGACGGCCCUGAGGCAGCGGUACGAGAAGGAACGGGAGGGCAUGGAGUUCACCAUCUCUACUUGCACACUGGAGAUGGUGGGCUUCCAGGAGCUCUCCGAGAAGCAGAGAGUGGAGAACCUCAAAGAAGUGGCCCUUAGGAGCUUUGAAGUCUGGGGAACUGCCUCUCGAAAUGAAAUACAAAAGACUGCUCCAGAUGUAGAAUUUCUAGAUCUUUCUCAGAACCUGCUGAGCUCGUGGGAAGCCCUGGCAGCCAUCACAGAACAGAUGGAGAAGCUGAGGGCACUUCAGAUGGGGUACAACAGGCUGACGUUGCCCUCUGACCCUUCAAGCCUGACCCAUGCGUUCACCAACCUCAGAGUCCUGGCACUUCCUGAUUGUGGCCUCACUUGGCCUGAGGUGCUGCAGUGUGCGUGCAUGUGGCCCAGUGUGGAGGAGCUCUACCUCAGGGAGAACAACAUCACCGACCUGCAGCGGCCUGUUGAUGUUCUGCAGUCCUUGACCCAUCUAGAUCUCUCCAGGAAUCCAAUAACUUCAGAAACACUGACAGAAAUCGGAAAACUCCCCCAGUUGGACACCCUGAAUCUUUCAGAGACUGGCCUGACUAGUAUAGAGUUUAAUGAUGUGCCACCAGGCUCCAAGACAGCUAUGUUCCCUGCACUGCAGAAACUAACACUAAUGGACAACAAGAUUGCAGAGUGGUGGGUGGUGAAUGAGCUGGAGAAGUUGCGGUCUCUGGUGCAGCUGAUGCUGCAGAGGAACCCACUAAUGGAGCGCGAGAGGAACCCACAGACGGCCUGCCAGCUCGCCAUCGCACGCGUGGGACAGCUCACCAAACUCAACAACACCUCGGAGAUCCUGCCUGCCGAGCGGCGUGGAGCAGAGCUGGACUACAUUAAGAUGUUUGGGAGGCAGUGGCUGGAAUCUGGGGGACACCAGGACCCAGAGAAGAACAACCCCAACGCUGAGUUCACCACACAGCACCCGCGCUACAUGACCCUCAUACAGAAGCAUGGAGCACCAGACGAAUCCGAGCUGAGGGUGGAGAAACCCUUCGCUCUGAAGAACCAGCUGCUGACCCUGACAUUCAUCUGUCCUGAUGAUGCAGACAGGAAACCCAUUCAGAAGAAGCUCCCAUGCUCUAUGGUGGUGCAGAAGGUGAAAGGUCUGCUGCACCGCCUGCUGAAGCUACCAGGAGCGGACCUACGACUCAGCUACACCUGCUCACGGAUUGAGGGCACAGAGAUUGAGAUAGAGAACGACAUGAAGACCCUGCAGUUCUACUCCGUAGAGGAUGGGGACAGCGUUCUGGUGCGUUGGUCCUGACUGACCUGACUGACUGACCCCCCACAGACGACCCUCGUGUCCGUCACUGGCUCCCCCAACCUUCGGCCACCAAACGGCUCGUUCGGGAGAAUCACCUUUGUCUCUCACUCCUGCUUUCUCUGUUUAGUGUCUUAGUCUCUACAAAGAUCAGUGUACACACUCACUUCUCCACACACUGUUGGUGUAGAAUACGUAGAACAACACUGCUCGCGCCGCGCCAACACAGAGGUACUUCCCUUCGCCACCUUUUAUGACAGUGCACCGGUGGGAUGUCUCAACCAAUCAGGUGUGAGGACAGGGGCACACAGCGAGUCUCUUAACUGACUCACCGAGUAGGAAAUCACCUUGGAAACCUCUUUGGUACCAUAGUUACAAACACCCUAAAGAUGAGCUUCCCACCGGUUGGUUGCACUUGCACGUGAUAGGACGUCUCUCGGGGACGAUUGUGGUUCUGGUGGAGCUCAAAUCUCAACCGCUUAUAGUUCAGCUGAAGGGUACAGUCUUUAACCUGUCCUUGUGCAGCACCAUGAGAGUGUGUACUGUAAUGUCUCAUACUGUGGAUAUAUAUGGAGAGAAUGCAGUGUUUACCUUUCUGUGUCAUGUAAUAUAAAUAAUCAUUACACUUAGAUGUCAUCGUUAUGGAAGCACUGUAAAGGAGACUGUGGAGAGUUUUAAAAUGCCUUGCUAAGCCAUUCAUUCUUUGUAAAUAAAUGUGUCAAAUCUUA